Exaiptasia diaphana is the source of this 1224-nucleotide messenger RNA. RefSeq names its product nose resistant to fluoxetine protein 6-like. The transcript has 6 exons. The record is from RefSeq and is a predicted model, not a curated record. Gene Ontology annotation, molecular function: acyltransferase activity, transferring groups other than amino-acyl groups. NCBI's taxonomy places the organism in Eukaryota, Metazoa, Cnidaria, Anthozoa, Actiniaria, Aiptasiidae. Bases 19 to 765 code for a protein of 248 amino acids.
UAUUUUGUAUUAUAGUGUAUGGGGUGGUCCUGGUAUUUAGCCAAUGACUAUCAGUUUUAUUGCAUUGCGCCAUUGUUUUUGUAUGCCAUGUACAGGUUCAAGCUCCCAGGAAUGGCCCUAACAGUUGGUAGUUUCCUGGUGGCGAGUUUCAUAGCUACUGGGGCCAUUGAAGSCUAUUAUCAUUCCUCUUUAUCGACCUACAUCUACGUUAAGCCUUACUGUCGUAUAUCGCCUUACCUCGUUGGCAUUGUACUUGGUUAUGUAUUCGUUGCUGACAGAACGCAUUCAUUUCUGCUAAAACUUCGACCUAUCCCGCGAAUGAUAUUCCUGGUAAUUGGCUGGUCCACUGCCUUUACCUGUGCUUUCUCGACAUUAUAUGGCUUGUACAAAACCGUUAGAGCUGACAAUCCAAUACCAUUGACAGAUACCGAGAAAGUUGUGUAUGUGACAUUUUCCAGAUUUGCUUGGGGCCUCUCCCUUGCAUGGGUUAUUUACGUGUGUCAUGCUGGAUUUGGGGGUCUGGUGGACAAUAUUUUAUCAGCUCGUUUCUGGAUUCCUUUGAGUCGAUUGACAUACGGUGUUUACCUGGUCCAUCCUAUGGUCCUUGUAGCGUUUUAUGGCACCCUGCAGAGUACUGUAGCAUACACUGAUUUCUUGAUGGUCAUCUUUUUCCUCGGCUGUUUAAUGGUGUCGUAUGGCGUGUCGUUCAUUCUCGCGAUAGCGAUUGAAUUUCCCUCCAUGCAACUCGAGAAAUUAUUUCACUGACUUCCGUAGUGAGCUAAAGUUGUCGCCUCAUAAUUUUGAACAGCUUUUAAUGUUUUUGUUUUCAGUGAGAAAAUUUAAUUCAAAGGGAAAUUAUUUCAUAGCUUUUAUAGGACUGAUUUCAAUAGCAAUUUUGUCAUAUGAUAAAAUGUGCGAUUUUUAUUGCGAUUUUAUCCCUAAAUCGCACAUGUCUGCAAAUUCAAGACGAUUUCACUGCGAUCGGUCGUAGGUCUAUCGCAGUCAAUUCGAACUUGGUCGAAAUUUGUGUUCAAAUCGCUACGAUUUUCACUUGAAAUUAAAUUUGUAUGUAAAAUCAGCGUGAAUGUGCAGACUGUUUGCAAAAAUCACAGCUUAUGUUGCGCGACAAACUUGCUAGUGAAAACAGGCUUUAUAUCCCACAUGUUGCUUGUGACUUAAGACCAUAUAUUGUAUUGAGCAGUAAAUUGGCAGAUAUGAUUUGUA